AUGCCGGUAGCAGCGGGUCCACUCGCGAUAGCCAUCGCAUAUGGUAUCUCCAUCCUCGCCUACCCACCCGCCACCUCCCUCGCUCGUAAACAAACCAUGGUGUACCUCUUCGUACCGGUAUUCUUCGCAUUCCGGUAUUGCGAAUAUAUCUCGCCCAACUCCGAUCACGUCGAUACACUUGCCCGAGCAUGUAUCAUCUGGUUCGCACACAUGAGCUACGAAGUGUGCAUCUUGGAAUUCAAGCCCAAUGUGCGUCCUGGCCCGGGUGAAACCAAGGAGCGCAUCAGGCAAGCAUACAAGGUGUUCUUUGACCGGAGUCAUUCGCAACACAUCCCACAAGCCAGAUAUAAACACGGCUUCUCGCGCUGGCAGUUCGUCUUCUACCACUUCUUCAAAGCCCUCCGCUUGUACGCGCAGCAAUACGCCUGGGAAUACUACGAAUACCACGUCUCGCCGUUUCGCCGGGACCCCGACGCCUACGCCACGGCAGACCAUAUUUCCUUCUUCAGGCGACUGCCCUCGUCGCUGCACUACCGAGAAAUCUACUGGCGCACCGAAGAAGCCUUCAACUGGAACGUGCCGACAAAGUGGCUGUACGAAAGCUACCACAGCAUCUUCGCCGUGCUACACGUUGCACUGGGCAUUGAUGGCCCCGAAGAAUGGGGCCUGGGUCUCUUUGGAAAUCUCUCUGCUGCAUGGUCGGUUCGACGGUACUGGAGGCACUACUGGCACAACUACAUCUACCACUCCUUCAACGGUCACGUCAAGUGCGUGACUAGGGGCUGGCUCGGCAUGUCGCGCAACACUUUCACGCGCUUGUUCGAGAACAUGCUCGUCUUCUUCCUUUCGGGCCUCAUGCACACAGCCGUGAGGUGGCAGGUCUCUCCCUGGGGGGAUAUCUGGGCCAUCACCUUCAUGUACACGAGCCAGGUUAUUCCACUGGCUAUCGAGGGUGGUGUAGUUUAUUGCUGGAGGAAGGCGAGGAAGAGCCUGGGAUAUGGCACUGAUGCCAAAUGGGUUGAUCGCUUCGAGUACGCUAUCGGAUAUUUUUGGGCUUUUGCUUGGCAGUUUUACAGCAUUUCGACGUACUGGCUGGUCAGGGAUAAGUGGACGGAGGAAAAGAUGGCGAAGAAUUAUCAAAAGGAGAUGGAAAGUUGGGGUUUCAACGAGACGGACUCGGAGAGUGAUUGA
This is a messenger RNA of Bipolaris sorokiniana ND90Pr, 1191 nucleotides long. RefSeq lists its product as uncharacterized. The record is from RefSeq and is a predicted model, not a curated record. NCBI's taxonomy places the organism in Eukaryota, Fungi, Ascomycota, Dothideomycetes, Pleosporales, Pleosporaceae. The coding region runs from base 1 to 1191 and encodes 396 amino acids. The transcript is spliced from 2 exons.